CCAAACUGCAAACAUGGCGCUCCCCAGACUGUUGUCGUGUUCACAAGUAAUUAGGCAUCAGGUUCAUCAGUUUCCUGCGGCAGAUAUGGUUGGACAGCUAUCGUCUUUGUCUGUGGCCUGUACUCAGGUUAGACACAUGCCACAACGUAGUAAAUUUAAAACAAAACAUUAUGAUCCAAAAUGGAGAAAAGAGAGAGCAGCAAAAAUGCUCAAGAUUGACCUUCCAGAUUAUAUUAAAUUAAAGAAGGAUCAGAAUCUGAGUUUAGAAGAGAUGAGAGCUAAGAUGAAAAAGGAGGGUAUCAGUCCACCAACCCCUUAUCAAGAACGACCUAUUCUCAUAACAUGCACUGAUUUUGGGAUCAGAGCACAAGAUAUGCUUCAUUACAGAUUAAUGAACAUGCAAAGUGAGUGGACCGAGGCACAUAUAUCCAAUGGCAACGUAGAGAUAAGUCUUACUGCAAAAAUAAAAUCAGUUGAAGACAAGCUGCAUGAAUUAGUCACUGAAAGAGCAUUUCCUGAUUUGACAUUAGACUUGAGUGAGAAGACAAUAAGGUGGAAGUGGAUAGAAUCCCUAGAACCUCCUACAGUCACUCACGUCCGUCAAACAGACAUUAUAACAAAGGAAAACAUUUACGGUCAGGUGACCGUUAGAAUGCACUCCAAGCAAAUGCUUGCCAUCUACGACAGAUUCGGAAGGCUUGUCUACGGCAGUGAGACAAUGCCAAAAGACGUUCUGGAAUACGUAGUCUUUGAGAAGCACCUGUCGGACCAGUACGGCUGCUGGCGGCUUCACGCGAAGAUCGUACCCGAAUGGAUGCCUCGGAGAGAUGCGGUGCACAGGACCUUUGUCAUGCCAUCCUUGCAGGAGGUCGAGGAAGAGGAGCCUAAACAGGAAGAUGAUGGUUCAGUGGUGUCGUCCGCUGACGCGCAGUCACAGCCUGUUGCUGCUUAAUGCUAAUGUGAAUAUCUUGUGCCACAGCUAGGAUUAUACAGGUGGAUGGGGUUGAGAAAUACGUACAGUAUGCAAAUGAUAAUUAAUAGAACGAGUCCUUUAAUGCAUGGAAGGAAGUCUCAUGUAGCAUUUUGAAUCAGUGUCCCUUUUCAUGCAAAUCACUAUGCAAUACUUGCGUUUCUAUUUGUUCAUUGCAAGUUUCACUGUAGGUAAAGUAAGUUUUUCAUCACUCACAUUUGUGAUCAGAUAACGAUGUGGACGAGCUAGAAGACAUCAAGACAUGUGUAACAUAGUAUAGUAUGUGUGUAGUUUUUGUUUUACUUGUGAAAAUGCUCAUGGUUCAACUAGAGAAUUAUGUACUGUGCAUACGUCAUGGCUAUUCGACAAUAAAAUUGUGCGAGAAUUUAUAUAUACA
Messenger RNA from Priapulus caudatus, 1367 nucleotides. Its product is annotated as probable 39S ribosomal protein L45, mitochondrial. Lineage: Eukaryota; Metazoa; Priapulida; Priapulimorpha; Priapulimorphida; Priapulidae. The record is from RefSeq and is a predicted model, not a curated record. Bases 14 to 952 code for a protein of 312 amino acids. Gene Ontology annotation, cellular component: mitochondrion. The transcript has 7 exons.